UGAAAGUGAUAAAAUGACAAGGGCAGCAAUGGCUAAUUGCCAGUCCUCAUCAGGCAGUUUGAGAAUGCAUUUAUUAGAUGUUGGAAAAUCGAAAAGCUUAGACUCAAGAGAAUCUUCUCAUGCUAAAACAAACAAGGCUGAAGCAAUAAAGAAAACACAGCAUAUACAAAGAACAGCUUCAUUAGGAUGUGGGCCAAAAGAUGAAACAGAUGAGAUCAUUGACUCGUUAAUUAGUAUUUAUGGUAUACCAUGCACAGAGGCCAUGAAAAGUCUCAAGAAGAGACUGCAGGAUGAGUUAAGACGCGUAACCAGAGACAGGAAAAGAAAACUUGAAGAGCUGGAGGAAAUAAGAGCCCUACAGAUGCAGAUAGGAGCUUUGAAACUUGAAUCUGAAGCUUGUGCCAGAAAUAGAUCUUUUUUAGAUCAACGAUCCAAACCUCUUCAUUUGCAUACUGACUCCCAGCAAGACAAUAGAAAAAGAGGAGCACAACAGCCACAAUCCUCAACUCCCAGAUCCUCACCGCAGGUCACCCCUCGACGUCAGCGUCACAAGAGGCAGCUGUCUGAUCCUAUGGUAUCAAAGUUCUCUCCGAUCAAGGAGGACAGGGAUAUAGAAAUUGAUUUUCAAACUCAAAUGCAGGAACCACUGAAUAUUCAGACCAUGAAAUAUUUAACAGAUGAUAGUUCCCAGUCUGGAAUAAGUGAUGCAGAAAGCACACGAUCAGAGCCAGUUAGGGAUGCCAGGUACAACAAGAUAAAACCAUCAGAUUACACUCGUAUAUUCUAUCUAAAGAAUCAAGGCCAAGAAAGUUCUAAUGACAGACUGAAAAUCUCCAAAAAUGGCCAGGCUGACUACAAUGGUGGUCAGUUCUUGUGUCUUAGUAGAUCCGAUCAACAGUUAUCUUCACGUUCAAGAUCUUCAUGUUAUUCUGAUGAUGAAGAAAUCAAAGUUAGAGAAGAAAAGAAAGCAUUCUUGCAAUAUGAGAUACUGAAAAGAAAACAACAACUGCAAGAAACAGCAAGACUGAAAAAUGAGCUCCUAAAAUUGGCUAGAGCGAAACAAAGUUUGACUCAUAGUUAUGAGGACAUAUCUCGGCAAGAUCAAACUCCAAGCCCUCAGCCUAGACCAGUGGCUGUUGGUAUCAUUAAACCUAUUGAUGAUGAGCCACCUGUUUUGUAUGAAUUCCUGCCAGAGAGUUGUCGAAGCUCAAGAGAACCAUCUAGAGAAAGUUCCAGAGAAAGAUCAAGAGAAAGGACAGAAAACAGAGAUCUGACAUUUAGAUUUAGAGAUGAUGCUCAUGACGGCAGGAUUGUGCCCGAACACAGGAGCCGUGACAGACACCGACAUCAUGCCAGCCAUUAUCAGUCUCCACCUCAGGACACGAAGACCAUCUCCAACUAUAGCUCCACUGAAUACUUGGCUCACAAACUAGAAUCUGCUUCAAGGCAUUUCAUGGAUGAGCCUGACCAGUAUGGAUCACAUAGCUGGGUGGCUAGUCAUCACCUCAAUGGAAGCUUGGUCUCAGUUCAGACAUUUUCACAGCCUUCCAUCAGCAAACGGGAGGAUUCCACUCAGUCUUUAUCAACGGGAAGAACUGAUACAGCAAAGAAAGAUACUGGAAUUGUGUCUAGUGUGACUCUACCAAAUAUUUACUCCAACAUGGAAGAGAAGCAACUUAGAGCAGCUUACAG
Messenger RNA from Candidula unifasciata, 1692 nucleotides. Lineage: Eukaryota; Metazoa; Mollusca; Gastropoda; Stylommatophora; Geomitridae. The record is from the annotation of a GenBank genome assembly.